Molecule: messenger RNA, 1719 nt
Organism: Aspergillus alliaceus
Lineage: Eukaryota; Fungi; Ascomycota; Eurotiomycetes; Eurotiales; Aspergillaceae
Product: alpha-keto acid decarboxylase family protein
Exons: 1
Coding region: 1-1719 (572 amino acids)
Molecular function (GO): thiamine pyrophosphate binding; carboxy-lyase activity; magnesium ion binding
Source: RefSeq, a predicted model, not a curated record
AUGCCCAAUACAAUUCACUUAACGGAGUAUCUCUUCCGGCGUCUCCGAGAGGCGGGACUGCAGGCCGUCCAUGGAGUCCCUGGGGACUACAAUCUCUUGAUGAUGGACUAUAUCGCUCCCGCCGGGCUGGAAUGGAUUGGGAACUGUAAUGAGCUCAACGCGGGAUACGCUGCGGAUGGGUAUGCGAGAGUCAAAGGCAUCGGUGCCCUGGUCACCACGUUUGGGGUGGGAGAGCUAUCGGCUAUUAACGCCAUCGCGGGAUCGUAUGCUGAACUAGCCCCGGUUGUUCAUAUUGUCGGGACGCCGAAACGUGCACUGCAGACACAAGGGGCCAAACUUCAUCAUUCGGUAUGCAGCGGGAACCCCAGUGACUUCACUAUGUUUGCGGAGAUGUACUCUAGAGUCACCGUUGCACAAGAGAAUCUCUGGGAUGCUUCUAUUGCUCCUGGUCAGAUCGACCGACUGAUUCGGGAAUGCGUUCUCCAAUGUCGACCGGUGUAUUUGCAAGUUCCGGCAGACAUGGUAGCUGAACCUGUCUCUGCCUUGUUGCUGGCCCAACCGCUGGACCUCAGCCAACCGUCGAAUAAUCCAGAAUGGGAACAAGAGGUGUGCGAUAUCAUUGUUGAGAGGAUCAGUAAUGCACAAACACCAUUCAUCUUGAUCGAUGCGGGUACCUCCCGCUACGGAUUAGCCAGCGAGGCAGACGAGCUAGUCCGCACGACUGGUUUUCCAACUGCCACAACACCCUUUGGAAAGGGCAUCCCGGAUGAAACUCUGUCAAACUUUCACGGAAUUUAUACAACGGUGGGAGAAGGAACUUAUGUCCGUUACGUCAAAUCUAGCGAUUUGAUUAUUAACAUCGGCCCCAUCCACAGCAAUGUCAAUACCAAUUGCUUCACGACGAUCCCUAACCCGGACGUUUCUAUUGUUUUUGACCAGACUUCCAUCACCAUUGGUACUAAGACUUGGAACGUCCUCCCAAAGAGUGCAUUGAGAAGGGUGGUCGACUGUCUCCAGCACGAAGUCAUGCUCUCCUUCAUGCCAUACCCAAAGUUACCAAAUCCACGAGCCUUACUCAAGAGUCUGCCGGUGGUUUCCAGAACAGAUGCACUGACGCAAGACACAUUUUGGAAACGCAUGUCCCGAUUUUUUCGUCCCGGUGAUGUAAUUCUAACAGAAACCGGAACAGCAAGUUCGGGCGGAAAAGACUUUGUGUUGCCGAAGAACGUGAGUAUGAUCAAUUCAGGAGUCUGGCUCUCAAUCGGAUACAUGCUAGCUGCCGCACAAGGAGUAGCUCUUGCACAACGGGACAUGGCCUCAAAAGGGCGAACAAUCCUUUUUGAAGGCGAUGGAAGCUUCCAAGCAACGGCGCAAGAGCUGAGCACUAUCAUUCGAAAGAAACUGGAUACCAUAAUCUUCGUGAUCAAUAAUGACGGGUACACGAUUGAGCGUCUGAUCCAUGGGAUGCAUGCGGAAUACAAUGAUAUUGCUCCAUGGAAUUAUCUUCAAUCGCCCUCUUACUUUGGAGCACCUUCCGAUGGCGCAUAUCCUAUAUUAACUGCCAGGGCAAGCACAUGGGGUGAACUUGACGAUGUUCUCUCAGGAGACAGCUUUCAACAUGGCCCGGGUCUACGAAUGGUGGAGUUGGUGAUGGGCAUGGCCGACUGCGCGCAAUCUUUGACAGAUUUCCUCAACAUGUAUUUUUCUAGAAGUAGAUAA